AUGCCGACCGUUCCCGUCGUGGCUGAGGAGCUCUACGAGCGCCUUGGCAGGAUAUACACUGACGAUGAACUGAACAGCUUGUGCUUCGCCUUUGGGGUGGAAUUGGAUGAAGUGGUGGAACUGGAGGGUCAGAAAACCCUCAAAAUAGAUGUCCCAGCAAAUAGGUACGACUUGCUGUGCGUGGAGGGCCUCGGAAGGGCCCUGAAGGUCUUCACCGCAAAAGACCCUUUAGGGUCCAUCCCCUCUUUGCGGCUCUCGGGGCCCCCCAAGAUUACGCUGCACGUCAAGGCGUCCGCCCAGGGGCCCCGGCCCUUCAUCGCCUGCGCGGCCCUUCGAGGUGUCCGCCUUAACCCCAGGCGCCUUCAGUCCUGCAUAGAGCUUCAGGAGAAGCUCCACCACACUCUGUGCAGGCGCCGCACCCUCGUGUCCAUAGGCACUUACGACUUGGCCCUGCUCCAGCCCCCCUUUUCUUAUGGGGCUUAUCCCCCCCAAGAGGUUUUCUUCCAGCCCCUCGGCUGCAGCGAAUUGCCCCCGAUGAAGGGCCCCCAAAUCCUCACCCACUUCGCUGCACAUCCGCAGCUCAAGCACUUUGUCUCGUUUUGUGUCUCUGUUGUGGCCGUCUCUCGUGCUGCACAUUUGCUGCACUUUGCUGCUGCUGCUGCAUGCUUUUGCUCUUUGGGGCUGCUGCCUCCGUCUUUAUGCGGGCCCGUGGGCUGCCCUCUGGCCCUGGCAGCAGCAGCAGCAGCAGCAGCAGCACGAGCAGCAGCAGCAGAGGGCGCUGGUCUAGGGGGAGUUGCGGACUCUUGUGAACUGCCGCUGCUGCUGCUGCUGCUGCUGCAGCAAUACCUGCACAUGCUGGAGGGCCAGCCCCGACUCUACCUUUUGAAAGACUCAAAAGGCCAAGUCCUUUCUAUGCCUCCCCUCAUCAACGCCGAGGGCUGCAAACUGACGGCGGACUCCAGAGACAUCUUCAUUGACUGCACUUCGGUGGAAGAGAACAAGGGCCAAGUGGCACUGAACACGGUGGUGGCGAUGCUGGCGGAGUACUGCGAAGAGCCUUUUGCUGUGGAGCCAGUGCGGGUGGUUUACGAGGCGGAGGGCCGCGAGCUGGUGACUCCUUGCCUGGACAUGCGCGAAAUGAAGGUCCAGAUGUCCACAGUGCGGCGCAUUUGUGGCCUCCAGAACUUAGCAGCAGCAGAAGCAGCGCAGCAGCUGCAUCGGCUGAUGCUGCCGGCUCGCCCAGACCCUCACGACGAGCGCGACAGUCUCCUGGUUUCCGUGCCUCCCACCCGCACAGAUGUGAUGCACGAGGUGGACGUGGCCGAGGACGUGGCGAUUGGGAUCGGUUUUGAGACGAUCCCACGAACGGUGGCCCCGAAGUUGGCCUGCAACCCUCGCUCGCUGCUGAAGCAAAGUUUGAGGACUUUGUUGGUUUCUUUGGGAUUCACAGAGUGCCUCACGUUUGCCCUUUGCAGCCAAGAAGAAAACGCAGAGGCCCUCAAGAAGCCCCUCUACCACCCCCACCAGCCCACCCCCGCCUUCGACCCCCUCGAACACCAGUGGGGAGGCAUGCCCGUGCUGCUGUCGAACGCAAAGACACGGGAACUGACAGAGACGAGGACUCAGUUGCUUUCGGGACUUCUCAAGUCUCUCGCGACCAACAUCGGCCGCAGGGAGAUGCCCAUUCGACUCUUCGAGAUCGGAGACGUGGUGAUUAGGGACGAUAGGACAGAGACUGGCAGCCGCAACUUGCUGUACUGCAGCGCCGCCUUUGCUGACGAACACGGCAGCGGUCUGGAGGAGGUGCACGGGCUGCUGGACGCGGCGCUGGAGGCCAUGGGGCUAAUAGGGGAUUAUGUGGUGGCUGAAAGACAAGCAGCAGUUGCUGCUGGCCGCGAGGAGCAGCAGGAGGCCCUCAAGACUUUUGAGAACAUGCGCAUUUUCUCUCUAAAGCCUACGCAGCUGCCGACGUUUUUGCCCGGCCGCCAGGUGGAGAUCUCUGUGAGCCGCCGUACCUUCAAGGAGCGCGGGGCCACCUUCAAGCGAACAGAAGCAGCAGCGGAGCAGCAGCAGCAGCAGCAGCAGCAGACGAAUGGUGCCUCCCACGCAGCAGACCCGGACUGCCUCACUCUGGGCCACAUGGGCACUCUACACGUCGACUGCCUCCGCGCCUUUGGCCUUGCUGUUCCUGUUUCUCUUGUGGAGUUCACACUGGAGCCCUUCUUGCAUUGGUUGCCAGAGACAGACCUCAUAUUUGCCUGA
Molecule: messenger RNA, 2262 nt
Organism: Eimeria tenella
Lineage: Eukaryota; Apicomplexa; Conoidasida; Eucoccidiorida; Eimeriidae
Product: phenylalanyl-tRNA synthetase beta chain, putative
Exons: 14
Coding region: 1-2262 (753 amino acids)
Biological process (GO): phenylalanyl-tRNA aminoacylation
Cellular component (GO): phenylalanine-tRNA ligase complex
Molecular function (GO): RNA binding; phenylalanine-tRNA ligase activity; magnesium ion binding
Source: RefSeq, a predicted model, not a curated record